Zingiber officinale is the source of this 2424-nucleotide messenger RNA. RefSeq names its product metal transporter Nramp3-like. Gene Ontology annotation, molecular function: cadmium ion transmembrane transporter activity; manganese ion transmembrane transporter activity. The transcript has 4 exons. NCBI's taxonomy places the organism in Eukaryota, Viridiplantae, Streptophyta, Magnoliopsida, Zingiberales, Zingiberaceae. Bases 130 to 1719 code for a protein of 529 amino acids. Gene Ontology annotation, cellular component: membrane. Gene Ontology annotation, biological process: metal ion transport. The record is from RefSeq and is a predicted model, not a curated record.
UAAUAAUUGCAAUCCACGUUAGCAAAGGUAGACGAUUGUCGCCGCGUCGUCUACGAUUGUCGAUCUGAAACCCUUUCCGUUCGUAAGCUCCCCUCUCCACCGCAGUCCCCCUCCUCCUUCUCCUUCCCGAUGCCGCACAUCAACCCUCCAGUUCUCGGCGACGAGUCCACGUCGAUGGAGGCGGAGUCCCUCCUCCCUCGCGGAUCCGCCUCCGUCGACCGCGACGGCGGCAAGGGGCGGCGCAUCGCUGCUGCAUUUGACGAGGACGAGAUCUUCGAGGGAGCUUACGAUUUCGAUGAGAAGGUCGUCGUAUCCGUAGUCUCCGACUUGGGAAGCGUCGGCGUUGAUGGCCCCGCGCCUCCCUUCUCCUGGCGGAAGCUGUGGCUCUUCACCGGGCCGGGGUUUCUGAUGAGCAUCGCGUUCCUGGAUCCGGGAAACCUGGAGGGGGACCUCCAGGCUGGAGCCGUUGCGGGGUACUCGCUUCUGUGGCUGCUGCUCUUGGCAACGGCGAUGGGGCUCCUGAUCCAGAUGCUCUCGGCGCGGCUAGGCGUGGCCACGGGAAGCCACCUAGCGGAGUUAUGCCGCGAGGAGUAUCCGAAAUGGGCGAUGCUUUCUCUGUGGCUGAUGGCGGAGGUGGCGCUGAUCGGCGCUGAUAUACAGGAGGUGAUUGGGAGUGCCAUCGCGAUUAAGAUUUUAAGCCGUGGGGUGUUUCCACUCUGGACUGGAGUCGUCAUCACUGCUUUUGAUUGCUUCAUCUUUCUAUUCCUUGAGAAUUAUGGUGUUAGGAAGUUGGAAGGAUUCUUUGCUUUCCUUAUUGCAACAAUGGCAUUCUCAUUUACAUGGAUGCUUGGUGAGGCUAAGCCUAGUGGAAAGGAGCUUCUGAUUGGUCUUCUGGUUCCAAAACUUAGCUCCAAAACAAUAAACCAGGCUGUUGGUAUUGUUGGAUGUGUGAUCAUGCCACACAAUGUCUUUUUACAUUCUGCUCUUGUACAGUCAAGAGCUAUAGACCCUAACAAGAAAAGCCACGUUCAAGAAGCAUUAAGAUAUUAUACCAUAGAGUCCACAGUUGCGUUAAUUAUUUCUUUCCUUAUAAAUUUAUUUGUCACAACAGUUUUUGCCAAGGGAUUUUAUGGUACAGAGGAAGCUGAUGUUAUUGGUCUUGAAAAUGCUGGCAAUUAUCUACAAGAGAAGUAUGGAGGAGGGUUGUUUCCUAUUCUUUACAUCUGGGGAAUUGGUUUAUUAGCAGCUGGCCAGAGUAGCACAAUUACUGGGACUUAUGCUGGUCAGUUUAUAAUGGGUGGAUUUCUGAAUCUCCGUAUGAAGAAAUGGAUCAGAUCAUUCAUCACUAGAAGCUUUGCAAUCAUCCCAACUAUAGUUGUUGCUUUGUUUUUUGACACUUCUGAUUCUGCACUAGAUAUUUUGAAUCAAUGGCUUAACGUGCUUCAAUCAGUUCAAAUACCAUUUGCUCUAAUUCCGCUUCUCACCUUGGUGUCGAAAGAACAAGUGAUGGGAGCUUUCAAAAUUGGUCCUGUUUAUCAAGCAUUGACUUGGGUUGUUGCUGCUCUUCUUUUCAUAAUCAACGGUUAUCUCUUGGUCGAUUUUUUCUUGUCUGAAAUACGAAGCAUGCUAUUCGGGCUGAUCAUCUGCUCUGUCGUGGCGCUAUAUAUGGCAUUCAUAAUCUACCUCAUUUUUCAUGGCAGGCAGUAUCACAGUCGAUAAUCAUCUGUUGUAUUGUGAUGAAACUGCUCCCUGAUCAUAUACUAUUGUUUAUGGAUUUGGAAUCCUCACUGCAAAGAAGACUACAUUCAACAAUUAGACAUUGAACUUCAAUCUCAGAACAUAGCUGGGAAUGGUAGCCAGAUUCUUUAUUUGUGUUAGUGGCCUACGGUGCAUGUAAAUUAUGUAACAGAAUGAAUGAAAUUUAUGGUUAAUCUGACUUUUCCAUGGAAUAGUGACGGAAGGCAUAUAUUGGCAUGGUGCAUGCGUAUGUGGGUGUGUCUGCAUAUGCGGGAGGAUAUGUGUGGGUGUGGACAUGCAUGGGUGUGUCACGUUCUAUUUUCCUUCUCUUGGUGGCUAGUUGGUUGAUCUUCUCUACAUCCCCACUCUUAUCCUUCCAUGCAAAUUGAUCGUCCUAGCUGAUGGAUAUUCCUCGAUCCGACCAAAACAAAGGAAGAGGAGGAAGUGCAAAGAAGAGAUUGGCAAUGGAAGCGGCAAUGGCCAGAAGUCGAAGAUGGUGCGCAAGAGGAACAUGGAGAAAACAAGCCUGCUAAAGGCAAUUUUUAUUUUUCUCUCAGAACGUAACAAUAAAAUUGUUUUUCAAGGAACUUGCAGUGGGUGUUUUGUACUGUUUCUUGCUGGCUGACUGAUCGAUUUUCUACCAUCCAGCUUGCUUCUUUUCUUAUAUUUUCCCACUUCUUUUUCUUA